Messenger RNA from Camelina sativa (false flax), 994 nucleotides. RefSeq names its product ylmG homolog protein 1-1, chloroplastic. Gene Ontology annotation, biological process: chloroplast fission. The record is from RefSeq and is a predicted model, not a curated record. Lineage: Eukaryota; Viridiplantae; Streptophyta; Magnoliopsida; Brassicales; Brassicaceae. Gene Ontology annotation, cellular component: membrane; chloroplast.
UAAGAAACCUUUAUCGUCCGUCUCUUAUUAUCUCUUCGGUUCACAAGAGGCGGAAGAACGGAGAUGGCCACCAUCACACCACUCGCUCUCCGCUCUCCGGUUCUGCUACCUCCUUCAUCUGCUUCAAACCCUACCAAAUUCCAUGGCUUCACUAAACGACCACCACCAUCCCGUCUCUUCUUCCCCCUUAAACCCUUCCCAUCUCUCUCCAUCCAAAACCCUAAAAAAUCCAUCCGAAUCGCCGCAUCCGUUUCCCCGAUAACACCAAUCUUCCCGGCUACGAAACCAACGAAUCGUUCACCCACACUAACCGGAUCAACCCAGCCAUCGACACUAACCGGGUCAACCCGGUCUCUCGCUACUCUCGCGGCUUUGACAAUCGCUGUAACCAAAGUCUUAGCUCAGAGACUCGCUCCUGUACUCACAGCAGGAUUACGAUUCUCACUCAGUACCGCCGGACCAGUCUUCUUCGCGUCGCUUAGAGAUCGUCCUCCGGGGUAUUUGAACACUCCGCUUACGGUGGUUGCGGUGGGGAUAAAGAAGUGGUUAGAUAUUUACAGUGGGGUUUUGAUGGUUAGGGUUUUGCUCAGUUGGUUUCCUAAUAUCCCGUGGGAAAGACAGCCUUUGUCUGCUAUUAGAGAUCUCUGUGAUCCUUACUUGAAUCUGUUUAGGAACAUUAUUCCUCCUAUCUUCGAUACGCUUGAUGUUAGUCCUUUGCUUGCUUUCUCUGUUCUCGGUAUACUUGGAUCGAUUGUUCAUGGCAGCACUUGAAUAAGAGAGAAAUUGGAAUUGAAAAAGAAAUCGAAGAUCAGUAGCAGAUUGGAGGAGCUAAUGCUUUUGGUUUUUGAAACAUUGAUUACUAGGAAAUAUCAACAGUGAGAGUUAUGAGCUUUGUCGUUUUUUUUUUUUUGUUUUGCUGUUUCGAAUUUGAUUUUGAAUAAUGAGAUUUUGGGUUUUGUGGAGUUAUAAUUGUUGAUGGGUUCGUUCUCUUGCA